This is a messenger RNA of Cladophialophora immunda, 3840 nucleotides long. RefSeq lists its product as uncharacterized. Bases 386 to 3607 code for a protein of 1073 amino acids. Gene Ontology annotation, cellular component: nucleus; transcription factor TFIIIB complex; transcription preinitiation complex. The record is from RefSeq and is a predicted model, not a curated record. Gene Ontology annotation, molecular function: TBP-class protein binding; RNA polymerase III general transcription initiation factor activity; RNA polymerase III type 3 promoter sequence-specific DNA binding. Lineage: Eukaryota; Fungi; Ascomycota; Eurotiomycetes; Chaetothyriales; Herpotrichiellaceae. Gene Ontology annotation, biological process: DNA-templated transcription initiation; transcription by RNA polymerase III; transcription preinitiation complex assembly. The transcript has a single exon.
UCCCUUCGUCCUCUCCACCACCAUUUCCUCAUUCCUCAUUCCUGCAUCCCAGAUCGCCCUUCUCCUCCAAUCAUAAUCCACAUCUCUUACUCUUUCGGGCCAUCUCGUGUACUUCGAGAUAGCAUCGAUCACCAACGACUCUCGACCAGAACCAACACAGAUCAAGCGAGAUAACUGCCGCACACCCCACGUCUACCACCGGAAGCUCAUGCUCGAUCUCAGUCACCGUCGACUCAUCCCUUGACGCUCCAAGCGUACAAGAUCACCGCCGGUCUGAGUCACGUGUGCUAUUAAAUAUGCUCCUCGCGAGAGUCCGCUGUCACCACGAUCCAGCUCACUCCUCUUGAUCAAACCGUCUCCUCGUCCUUGGAACGACGGUUUUACGAUGCCGCCUAAGCCCCCCCCACCCAAGCCUAGGCCAGGCCAACACCGCCGGCCCAACUAUCGUGGCCGCAUCGAAGGCCUAGGCAGUCCAGCACCCAGUUCUCUUCGGGCCUCAACCCCUACACUCGUACGAGCACCCACGCCAGUCAGCCAGCCUCCGGCUCGCUCAAAGCCUCUGUGUCCCAACCCCGACUGUCCCGAUCGCACCAAGGUCGUCUACAGUGACCAAGGGCUCAUCUGCGAGAGCUGUGGUGCCCUGGUACAAGAAGAGUCCGGCCUUGUCAGCGAACAGGGAUUCGGCGAGACCGAGUCUGGCCGCAUCACCGCCCUUGGUGUUCAGGUCGGUGAAAACCAGUCUCACCAGAGGACCUUUCAUGGCGGGGGUUUCGCGAAUGUUGGCCGUGAGGCUCCACCGAAUCGCGAACGCUCAAAAGCCCAAGCGAAGAACGUCAUGGCCUCGUACAUCGCUCUCCUUGGUAUCCGACAAGCCGAGGUCGAAUCGGCCGAGAGGCUCUUUGAAGUCGCAAACAGCCUUAGCUUUAUCCAGGGGAGAACCAUUGAGAGUGUCGCUGUCGCCUGUCUCUAUGCCGCUUGUCGACGCAAAACCGAGCAGGUCGAGGGGCAACCCAGACCCAUGUACAGCCUCAUGUUGAUUGAUUUCGCCGAGAAGAUGAACAUGGAUGUUUUCGCCCUGGGCAGGGUGUAUCAGGACCUGGUCAAGAGAGUAUUCAUCCAAAGGGGUGGGGGCUUUCGUUUGGAUGGCUCUGCAGAAUUCUGGGGUAUGGAUCCGGCGACGCUUGUACCCCGGUUUGUCGACGAGCUGGAUUUCGACAAGCACGACCGGGACAAGAUCAAACGUGAUGCUAUCAACAUCGUCAAGCGGAUGAAGCGUGACUGGAUUGGCCAUGGCCGUAGACCUUCGGGUGUCUGCGGUGCGGCGGUCAUUCUGGCAGCGCGAAUGAACAACUACCGUCGCACCACGCGCGAGGUCGUGCUCACGGCAAAAGUCACCGAAAUCACCAUCAACAAACGACUCGAGGAAUUCCACGACACGCAGGCCAGUAAACUCUCCGUCACAAAAUUCAGGAGCGAAGGGAUCCCGGAAUUAAACACCCCGCAUCCGCUCGACGAGCAGCAUCCGCCCGUCAUCAAACAAGCCCUAAAUCCCAAAGCGAAAAACAAGAAGAGAGGCCGGCCCAGAAAGGCUCCUCUUCCGGAGACCGCCGCUGAAAUCGAAGGCGAUGCGACAAGCCCCGAACCCCAGGCUACACAGCAAUCAGACGAAGGACAGCCACCGCCGGCAAAGCGUGUUCGUAUUGACGCAGAAGGCUACAAGAUCCCAGAGAUCCCGGCUCGUCGUGCCGUCAUUGAUCCAUCCCUAACUAAUGACACACCUGUUGAAUCACAACGCGAACAAGCGGGUUCACCGCCAGGGGAAACACCUUCCUCAACACAGAGAGACGAGACACAAGAGGACUCGGGCUCCUCUCAGCCUCGACAACGAAGACACAAGUCUGCGCACUGGAAAGCGCCGCCUGCGUCGGCCGCUGAGAUAGCGAUUGAAACCGAAAUCGAAGAGGGCAUUGCAGAAGCACUACGCGACAACCCGGAGCUCGACCCAAAUUACGAACCUUCUCCGACAGGGCAAGGACAAGCGCAACCGCCCAAUGGCGACCAGACUUCCGAACCGGGAGGACAACCAGGACAAGAACCAACCACUAUCGAUCUCACGAUCGAUCCAACUCAGACCGUGCCCCCGCACCCGAAAGACAAGCGACCUGGACCACCCUGUAACACGAACAUCGGUAACCUUGGCACUGUCUCCCUUUCCCCGACUCUCAAAGCCGCAGAGUUUGACUCCGACGAAGACGUCUCUACGUGUCUCUUGUCUGAGCAGGAAACCCGCGUGAAAGAAAGAGUGUGGGUGAGCAUGAAUGCCGACUGGCUGCGGCAGGAUCAUGCCAAGAAGAUCAAGAAAGAGUUGAAGGAGGCGGACAUGAGGGCGAGGGGCUUGGACCCGGAGCAGGAGGAGAGGAGGAAGAAAAUGGAGCGGAUGAGGAGAAAGGACGGCACGAGGAGACCGGGCCGUCGGGGAGACGUCAGCUAUUUGCGGGAGCAGCGAGAAGGGAGACGAAGAGGGAAAAACCAGGAAGGUGAGGGGGGAAACGAGGGGGCCGAUGUGGAGGGGGGUGCAGAGGCCGAGAAUGAAGGGGACGAAGAAGGAGAAGGCGGCGAAGACCAAGACAACACCACCGUCGGCGGGAGAGAACGCAGCGCCGCGAAAUCCAUGAGGCUGAUGCUCAUGAACCGCCGGACGUUUUCACGGCGGAUCAACUACGACGCCCUCGAAGCCAUCUACGGCAUGUCGUCGACGACCAGCGAGGACAGCGAGUCACGCAGCGUGACCGGCGAGGCUCGCAGCCGCAGCCAGAGCGUCGCCGCGCAGAGCGACACCACCGCGACUCCAGGACCCGGCGGCGGCGAGCGGGACCGGCGCGAAGGAAGCAGGGAAAGCAGCGUCGCGAGCACGGCCGCCUCGAUUGGACCGUCGGCAAUCUUCCGCGGCAACGUCGGCAGGGAGAGAAAAGCCUCGAUCCUUGCCGCGGAGAGGAGGGAAAAGAAGAGGCGCGAGAGAAAGGACCUGGAGCGCGCCGGGAAAUCUGCGACCACUGCUGCUGCUCGCGGAGCCAGUCGAGCGAACGAUGGCGAGGCGAGCAGGUCGGGGUCACGGAGUCGCAGUGCGAGCACGCCUGUUUCCGAGGGCGAGGGCGAGGGGGAAGGAGAAGGUGAUGACAGGAGAGAUCGCGCCGCGAGCGGACCGAGUCCUGAACCCGGACCCCGACACGAGCAACAACAACAGCUCCCCUCUCCCCCGAGAACACAAUCCCACCAGAUCCCUGGGAUAAAGACCUCGACUCUUCCCCCGUCCUCGGCGCCGCAAGCCCAAGGUCCAGGCAGAAUCGCUGCGUUGACCACGGCAGGACGGCCCGCGGCUGGAAGAGGCGGCAAUACCGCCGAGCCGGACGACGACAGCCAUGCCGACGCCGACGACGCCGACGACAACGACGAGGAAGCAGAAGAGGAGGAGGAAGAGGACGAAGAAGCAAGUUCCGACUCGGACGACGGCUCGGACGAGGAUGAUGACGACGACGCCGACAAGGGGAAUCGCGAGGCCGACGAAGAUGUCGACGCCGCUUUCGAGGGCCGCUACGCCGGCCGAUAGGGAUCGCUCGAUCACGCAAUCACUCCAUCACUCCAUCACGCAACCCUCGAUUGAACGUUCGCCCAGUCCAGGCGGCUGGCGGGGUUCAUGUGUGUUGCAGCCCAGAGAAGGGCGAACGGGGAUGGUCCAUGUCGUACCUCAAGAAGAUAGACACCUACUGGAAAGCAAGCGUGGAGGUGACUGGAAACCCACGUACUUUGGACAUACGGUAUGAAGAUUAUGUAACCCUAGCG